AUGUCCGAUACUAAGAAGGCUAGGAGAGUUCUUUUUCCUAUUGAUUCAAGUGAAAAUUGUGAACGUGCUUUCAAUUGGUUUAAAGCAAACUUACGAAAACCUGACGAUAUCAUCUUCUUCAUUCAUGUAAUCGAGCCCGUCUACACAACUCCAGCAAUCGGACUGGCUAUGGAAUCUCCUCCUAUGGUGGUUGAUGAUAUGACAAGAGUUAUGGAAGAGAGCAUUGCGUGUGGCAAGAAGCUCGGUCAAAAAUAUAUGCAACUUGCUAAAGACGAGAAACUGGAAUGCAAAGCUUUCCUUCAUGUGGACACCAAACCCGGCGCUGCAAUUUGUAAAUCGGCAAUUGAUCAUGGAGCUGAUAUCAUCGUGAUUGGAUCUCGUGGUCUUGGAGCGAUUAAACGCACACUUCUUGGUAGUGUGAGUGAUUAUAUUGUGCACAAUGCUUCUCUCCCUGUUGCGAUUAUUCCUCCAAAUGUUUAG
Molecule: messenger RNA, 480 nt
Organism: Rodentolepis nana
Lineage: Eukaryota; Metazoa; Platyhelminthes; Cestoda; Cyclophyllidea; Hymenolepididae
Source: the annotation of a GenBank genome assembly